AUGUCCCAAGAGCCCCUAUAUAAACAUGAUUAUUCAUAUGGUAACCAAUAUAGGGAACAACAAAGCUCUGGUACGAUUGCCCAACGACCGGAUACAGCCAAUUCUGUGAUAAGCCAGACACAUAGCAAUUGGCAACCAAUGAGUCCAUCUGGUUCUCAAAAGAUAUUACAUCAGCGCAGUUCUAUUAACUAUUACCCUUCAACACAUUCCAAUGCAUAUAAAACUAACUUUCCUGAUAACUCUAUAUAUGGCAGCCCAUCCCAACUACUUACAAGCUCAACCCCUAAUCGUGCAAGAGCAAAUGAGAUAUUUAAUGAUCGCUCUAUACACCUCUCAGACAUUCAACACUUGAAUGUCGCUCACUCGUAUAAUAACCAUGGUAGAUUUGAUGAACGACACAAAAACAUACAAUCUUCAUUCUUAAAUUCAUGUUGUAAUGAUAAUUUUGGACCAUCUAAAGAGAAUAUAUGUCAAAGUCAGAAUGGUAACUCUUUUCUAGAUGUGAAUAAUAAGCCAAACGGUGUGGAGAAUUUAACGAAUGAUUAUAGCAUUUCUUCAAGUACUAGCUCCAAUCAUUGGGAUUCUAUGGCACAAUCUAAAUAUGAAGGAUUCUACCCAGUUUCCUCAUCAUCUAACCUCCGACCAUUUCCAAUUUCAAGCUCACCUCAGUCUCAAAAUAUAGCAAAUUACAACUUUAUGAAAUCUAACGCAUCUUCUCGAGGACAUGGACAAUUUUAUGGCCAGAAUCUUGAUAAUGUUAGCAGUAGCACUAUCAACAUGAAAAAUUACAGGAGUACAUCCAGAAUAGCGAGCCCUAUUAGUGGUGGAAAUACUGUAUUAAAUAAUUCAUCAAUUUCCUCUAUGGAUAAGGAAAGUAGCGAGCCAGCUAGAGUUACUUUGAUUCGCUCCGAAUCAAGAAAUUCUACUUCAUACAAACAAAAUCUUAAUAACAGUAAUUUGUUAUCUGGUCAAGCCAAUUUUGUGAGGCCUAUGACAGAUAGAUCUGUUAAUAAUUAUAAUAAUAGCAAUUAUUACGAUAAAAGACUGAAUGAAAAAGAAUAUAAUACAUUUUCUACAAAUGUAUGCAGUUCAAAAGUUAAUGAGAAUGAGAGUAGAACAAUACGAGGGACUAAUGAUACUUCAAAUUAUGGAUCUGAUAUUUUCAACUUCACCUUAAAUGAAUUAACAUAUUUUUCUCGUAAGGAAAAUAAUUGGAAAAAACAAUUUUCAUUGCAGCCAAUAAUACUCAAUAAUCGAGGAUUUGUAUUAAGAGAUAUAUUAGCCAACGAAGAUAGAUAUCAUCAGAGGUAUUCAGAACAUUUUUUUUAG
Messenger RNA from Henningerozyma blattae CBS 6284, 1329 nucleotides. RefSeq lists its product as uncharacterized. The coding region runs from base 1 to 1329 and encodes 442 amino acids. Lineage: Eukaryota; Fungi; Ascomycota; Saccharomycetes; Saccharomycetales; Saccharomycetaceae. The record is from RefSeq and is a predicted model, not a curated record. The transcript has a single exon.